UUGUGAACACCGUAUCUCCUAGAAUCGAUAAAAACUUUUACCCAAAAUCUCAAUGUUCCUUGAUCUCGCAAGAAACAAACUAAAACGGACAAGAGCAUCAGAACAGUGUCAUCACUCAUCAGUAUAUGCAUUUCCGUGUGACCGCGAACUCUGACAGAUGCUCAACUGAUCCAAUGACAACACUGCACGUGGCAUUUCCCCACAGUGACUUAGUGGCCUGUGUAUAGAAAGAUUUAAAGAACGUGUAAUCCCAACCAUUCCUCCAUCAAAGAUAUAUCGAUCAUUUCUUUUUGACAGCAAUAAUUUUUAAUCAUUUUAUCUGUCUCUCUGUUCUUUCUCUCUCCCGCAGUCCCUCUCGUAAUUUUGCUAUAUAAGAGCACCUCUAUAAUCUGUGUGAGACAGAAUUAUAAAAAAAAAACAUUGAUAGUUUUGUAUCUAAACUCAAUAUAUAAUGAUAACACGUUCACGUGUUCAUCGUCAAAAGAGUGUCUCAGUGAGUACAAUCUUCAGGUGUCUUCUAGUUUUGAUCAGACGCUCUAUUCAAUUCUCUUAAUUAGUCAUAUCUUUCUUUCUUUUUUCCUCGUUUCGUGUUAAUUUUAUUUUAAAACAAAGGAUUAAAGAGUCGUUCUUUCUUUUGGUAACAUGGAGCCUUAAUGAUCCUUUGUUAGCUCUAGCUAGGAUUUUACGUACUACUUAGGGUAUUCAAACUAAAAUAAAAUCAAGAAGAAGAGCAGAGAGAUGGUGAGGACACCAUGUUGCAAAGAAGAAGGAAUAAAGAAAGGAGCUUGGACUCCUGAGGAAGAUCAAAAGCUUAUUGCUUAUCUUCACCUACAUGGUGAAGGUGGAUGGCGUACUCUCCCUGAAAAAGCUGGAUUGAAGAGAUGUGGAAAGAGUUGUAGAUUGAGAUGGGCUAAUUACUUAAGACCCGACAUUAAGAGAGGAGAGUUUAGUCCUGAAGAAGACGACACUAUCAUCAAGCUUCAUGCUCUUAAGGGUAACAAGUGGGCCGCAAUCGCCACUAGCUUGGCGGGACGAACUGACAACGAAAUAAAAAACUAUUGGAACACAAAUCUCAAGAAGCGGUUGAAGCAAAAAGGCAUCGAUGCAAUCACUCACAAACCGAUCAAUUCAACCGGUCAAACCGGUUUCGAACCAAAAGUAAAUAAACCGGUAUAUUCAUCCGGUUCCGCUAGGCUUCUUAACCGCGUCGCAAGCAAAUACGCGGUUGAAUUAAACCGGGACUUACUGACCGGGAUCAUCAGUGGAAACUCCACCGUCGCCGAAGAUUCACAAAACUCCGGCGACGUUGAUUCUCCGACCUCCACAUUGCUCAACAAAAUGGCGGCAACAUCAGUUUUGAUCAACACUACGACUACAUAUUCCGGCUUCUCCGACAACUGUUCUUUCACUGAUGAAUUCAACGAAUUCUUUAACAAUGAAGAGAUCUCCGAUAUUUACACGACUGUCGAUAAUUUUGGGUUUAUGGAAGAGUUAAAGAGUAUUUUAAGCUACGGCGAUGCCAGCGCCGGAGUUAUUGAAAAUUCGCCGGAGGUCAAUGUAGCUGAUGCAAUGGAGUUCAUUGAUUCCUGGAACGAAGAUGACAAUAUGGUUGGAGUCUUUGUCUGACGAGUCAGACUAAAAUCAAUCUUACGUUGGUUUUUUCUUUAAUAAGCUGUGAUAGAUUCGUGUAAUCGUCACGUAGUCAAAAUAAUGUGCUGUUGUAAAAAUUAAUAAUAAUAAAUAUUUCUACUUACAUGAAUUUGUUUACAAAUCCGGA
Messenger RNA from Arabidopsis thaliana (thale cress), 1777 nucleotides. It is a transcript of the gene MYB34, whose product is annotated as myb domain protein 34. Gene Ontology annotation, cellular component: nucleus. The record is from RefSeq and is marked reviewed. Gene Ontology annotation, molecular function: transcription cis-regulatory region binding. Gene Ontology annotation, biological process: response to other organism; response to stress. The transcript is spliced from 3 exons. Bases 739 to 1626 code for a protein of 295 amino acids. NCBI's taxonomy places the organism in Eukaryota, Viridiplantae, Streptophyta, Magnoliopsida, Brassicales, Brassicaceae.